Polyodon spathula (Mississippi paddlefish) is the source of this 2451-nucleotide messenger RNA. RefSeq names its product SH3 domain-binding glutamic acid-rich-like protein. Gene Ontology annotation, cellular component: cytoplasm. The transcript has 4 exons. Lineage: Eukaryota; Metazoa; Chordata; Actinopteri; Acipenseriformes; Polyodontidae. The record is from RefSeq and is a predicted model, not a curated record. Bases 300 to 641 code for a protein of 113 amino acids.
CUCUCUCUCUCUCCUCUUCUUCUGAAGUCAAAACAGUUGCAGCAGCUAAGAGAGUUUGAACUGGCAGGAGGAGGGGCUCAAAUUGAACCAUAUCAACCACAGUCUACGCAGUCGAGCAACUAGCAGCAGCGUUUGCAAGAAAAUAAACUGCGUCUUGCACCCUCUACCUUUAAGAGUGAAGUCAACAGAAAUUUCAACUUUUUGUUCAAGUUCCAAAUUAAUUUUUGCAAGGAUCCAAAUUGUUUGCAUUUAUUUUCCUGAAAAAAAAACAACAACAAAAAAAAAAAACAAACGAAACCAUGGUGAUCAAAGUUUAUGUAGCAUCCUCUUCUGGGUCAAUGUCGAUUAAGAAGCAGCAGCAGGAUGUGAUCGGGUUCAUGGCAGUCAAUAAGAUUGAGUUUGAGGAGUGUGACAUUGCAGCCAACGAGGACAACAGGAAGUGGAUGAGAGAGAACGUUCCGGAAAACUCCAGGCCUGCCACUGGAAACCCCCUGCCACCUCAGAUCUUCAAUGAGGAGCGGUACUGCGGGAAUUAUGAAGCGUUCUUUGAUGCCAGGGAAGACAAUAACGUGUAUGCGUUUUUAGGCUUGACGGCACCACCUGGGUCAAAGGAAGCUGAAGCCCAAGCCAAACAGCAGUAGUGAGCAAUCACCCUUCAUCAAACUACAGCUCCACUUCCUGCCGACCUCCAGUACUGCAGUUAGCUGGAGAAGUGACGGCACUGAGAGAACACUGAAAUAAGAAGAACCAGUUCUGCUGUGCUUUUGAUUUGAAUGCAUUGAUAUGUUUUGAUGUUGCACCAUUUAUUUCUUUUCUAUAAAAGAAGAGCCAAAAAAAUAUUUUAAAAGGGGGGGAAGAAAUGUCAUUAGCUUAUUAAUUCAUUUUAUUUUGUGUAUAGAGAAUACAGUCAUUUAGAGUGUGAUAUGAGAAAUUGUUAUGCCACCCAGAACAUUCUGUUUAUCACGUAGUUUCUUUUGUACCUGUUUUCUUUGCUUUGUGGAGCACUAUGCACACAUUUCACUGUACUAACCAUUACUGGUAUGAAAUAUGUAUAUAUAUAUAUAUAACUUUAAUAUGUGGGCAGACGUUGGCGAUUGCAUACAAAUUUAGGAAAUGAUAAGUGUAGCAAGCUAAUUUGCAUACUGGAGAACCUUUAAGCAUAGUACAAUCUAUGUUUUCUAUUGUCAGCUGUUUUUUGUUAAUGAAAUGAGAUUGCAGGAAGUGUAUAUUUAUUGUGACUUCACUUAAUACACAGGCUCAUAGCUCCUUGUUCAACUCUGCCAUAGACGUGCCUUUUUUUCUACUAGAGAAAAAAAUUGUAUCUGCUUAAUGAUGGAUGUGAAUUGGAAAAAUAUAGGUGCACUUUAAUGAUCUAAAUCACCCUUAAGCAUUCAUUACAUGAAUCCUUUCAUAAUCAUAAGCAUUAGCCUGUCAGAAAAUGUAUAGAACUGAAAUGCACUUAGCAGUGACAAAUAUGAUCUUGUGUGUUUCAAGGCUAGAAUCCAUACUUAAUGUUAACCCUAUAUAGUGACAGUGCCCUGUAUUUAGUAUGGGUCUGUUUACCUGCCCUUCAUGUUCCAGUAUGUGCUGCUCUGUGAUAAAGGGUACCAUGCACCCCAGGUAUAGAACCAGCUCUCAGAGUGAUUGUUUAUCUGCCAAGUCCAAUUGCAUUCAUGGCUUACUGUGGCUGAAAAGUCAAGGCGUUUGAAUUAUUACUUCAAACGACCUUCUGGCUGUGACACCAUUUUACUGCUUUAAAGACACAGGUAAGCACAAUAUUCACUGCUUUGCUGUUUUAAGCCUGCUUAUUUAGCACUAAAACUGUUCUUGAAGGAACACCUGCCUUUUUGUUCAGGUUAUUUGACAUUUGAAAUACACAGUGACAAACAUUUAGACAAUUAAGUUUCAAUAUUCAUAGUUUUACAGUCACAUUUGUGAAAAGUACCUACUGCCCCCCCCCCAAAAAAACAGUUUUGAAGUAAUAUAAAUUAUGAAGUACAUAAUUAUUUUAAAUCAUUCUAACAGAUGAUCUAACGUGGUGAAAAUGACAUAUUUACACACAUUAGUACACUUGGUGUCUGUUAAAUCUGUCAAGCUAUGGUAUUAUAAGGUACAUUUCUGGUUUGUAGUACAUAUAGUAUCCACAUCAAUAAGACAAUGCAAAAGGAUAUAUCAAAUUACAUAAUUAAACUAAAGGGAUUAAUCCAUACUAUAGCUGGUUCUUCUUUACAGAGCUAGCUAAUAUAAACACAUCUAUAUGUUAAAUGAGUUCUAAGCUCUGGUGUAAAAGUGCAAAGUGUAAAAACAAACCAGGUGCUGUCCAGUGAAUCAAACCAAUGGUCUUAAAAACAACAGUUGUUGCUACAAAUGGUGCAUGGUCCACUGCUUUAUUAAAAAAAAAAUUACAUUUUGAUGUGUCUGAAAUAAAAUGCCUUUUUUUUUUUCUCUGCA